ACACAAAAAAAAAAAUGGUAAACGUAAAUCAAAACCCUGUUUUUCCCUUUUCCCUUUUCCUCCUCUUUUGUCCUUUUAAAGAAUUAUUUAAUGGAUUAUACUCCCCCUACAUUACCGCUGUUUAAUAACGAUCAACAACAAAGAAAAAGACAUAAUAAAGUUCAUGUAUCUGCAGCAUGCGUGAACUGCAAAAAAGCACAUUUAGCUUGUGAUGUAUCAAGACCUUGCCAACGAUGUGUCUCUGCCGAUAAGACAGAUACCUGUCACGAUGUCCAGCAUAAAAAGCGAGGACGACCAAAAAUGAUGCGAGAUAGUAAUAAUAACAAAGUUCGACCAACAACACUACCGACAAACUAUCAUGUCAUGACAUUCCCUUCUGAAGUUACCGCAGUUUCAAAUGAUACAAUGACUGUUCUUUUAUCCAUGGAUUUAUGUUGUGCCAGAGUGACUGAUGAAUCUCUGGAAUACCUUCAGCUCUAUCCGCAGGAAUUUUCUCAUCGCUCCAUCUACGAUUUCUUAAUCCCAGGAGAGAGUUGCCAAAGCAUGUCAAAAUUGCAUCGCUGUUUAUUGGACAAUGCUGUUCAGCACCAACAGAAGAAACAACCACCAGAGACAGUUCGUUCGUCUUAUGAAGCAUUCUUUUCUUCUCCUUUAUCGACCUUACUAAAUAUAGCGAACGGAUCUUUAACAUUAAAAACAAAGUUAAAUUUUCGGACAGGUGGUCAAGAAAAGACGCACGAAGAAAUGAAUUGUAAGUUAUACCUUGGUGGUGGACUUGGGGCCGAUUUGUUUGACACAAGCAGUCUACAACAAUUAUACGUUGUUUGUGUAUUAUCAUUAAAUAAGACUGCUUCCAAGACAUCACUUCCUUUACCAGCACCCUUAUUCAAUAUACCACCUUUGGCGGUCAACAGUACAGCCUCCGAAUCACCGACAACGACCAAUUAUUCAUACACGGAGGAGGAUGACGACGAUGGCGCUGAUUAUUUUCACGACGACGAGUCUAAAGAUUCUCAAAGCCCACAAGAAAAGGGACCUGCAAUUGCUACAUCCCCACCAGCACCUAUCUUACCAGAAAUAUCCUUGUUGGAAAAAUUUAGAUACACUCCUAAUCGUGGUAAACAGUUUAUUCAUCCGCAUGAAUUAUACUACUUACAAACUACCUCCAGCCGUCUUUCUUCUGACGCUAUCGCGUAUACAACAAAUUCUUAUCUAUCAACCAAAGGCAGUAGUGCCCUAACUACAUAUAAUAAUAGAUUGAAUAAAUAAAGAUGUUCAAUGGUGUCCCAUUUAUUGUUAAGUUAUGUUUAUAAAAAGCACUUAUACACUGACACAUAUUGUAAGGUAUUUUCUUUUACAUUUGACGCAUGCUCGAAUUGUACUUGUAUACAUUCUUGAAAGUGUUGUUUGUUUAAUCAAAGCAAUAACCACUAUGAUGCGUAUUGAUUUAUUUUUCAAUAAACACCGGCUGUACACUAUAAAAAUAAAACUAUGAACACCCUAUGACUGUCCAACCUGUUUUCAAAAGAAAUUCCAUAUUUAUCAUCAUUAUAAAAGUAUUUAGAUAAACGGACGAUUUACCUGUAUAACGGGAGCAUGCAUUGUAGGGCUGACAAAGCAGUCCAUCGGAAGGCAUCGACC
Mucor mucedo is the source of this 1641-nucleotide messenger RNA. RefSeq lists its product as uncharacterized. The record is from RefSeq and is a predicted model, not a curated record. Bases 91 to 1269 code for a protein of 392 amino acids. Gene Ontology annotation, biological process: regulation of DNA-templated transcription. Gene Ontology annotation, molecular function: zinc ion binding; DNA-binding transcription factor activity, RNA polymerase II-specific. NCBI's taxonomy places the organism in Eukaryota, Fungi, Mucoromycota, Mucoromycetes, Mucorales, Mucoraceae. The transcript has 4 exons.